CACAUGCAUUAUCACCUUUCACUGUAAAGAAAAAGCAACAUAGUUGUUAUCACUAACCCAAUUUCCUAAUGUUGUACGAAAUGGUUUGUAUAAAUAUGGUUCAUAUGUUGGUAAAAUCAAUACAUUUCUUUUAACAAGGAAAAGUAACACAUUACACCAUGUCUCGCUUUGCCAUCCUCGCCCUCGCCCAGGCUUGCCUCAUUCAGAUGGCUCUGAGCCAACAGUGUGGGUGUAAUCAAAUCUCUUACGGAUCCCCCGGACUUUUUGAACUCGAGAAAAUAAGCCUGAGCGCACCCAGUGCCAGCGUUAGCUACAGUUCACCUAGCAUCAGUGUAAGUGCACCUAGCUACUCGCAAGGCUACAGCGCGUCGUACGGCGGCUCGGGCACCGGGCAGGUCGGCGUGUCCGGCGACAUCGGUGCGAGCGGCCAGACCGCCGUCGUCGGCUCCGUGCCCGUGCUCGGCUCAGUCGAGUUCAGCGGUAGAGUGCCGGCGUCCGGUUCUGUGUCUAUUUCCGGACAGUGCGGAUGCGGUUGCAACGCUUAAAGUAAAUGUAUUAUCACAAUAAAAGUAAGAUAUCAGUGA
Cydia strobilella is the source of this 584-nucleotide messenger RNA. RefSeq names its product chorion class CA protein ERA.1-like. NCBI's taxonomy places the organism in Eukaryota, Metazoa, Arthropoda, Insecta, Lepidoptera, Tortricidae. The transcript is spliced from 2 exons. The record is from RefSeq and is a predicted model, not a curated record. Bases 159 to 545 code for a protein of 128 amino acids.